Macrosiphum euphorbiae (potato aphid) is the source of this 315-nucleotide messenger RNA. Lineage: Eukaryota; Metazoa; Arthropoda; Insecta; Hemiptera; Aphididae. The record is from the annotation of a GenBank genome assembly.
AUGGGUGACGUAGACAAAGGAGCUAAAGUAUUCCAAACUAAAUGCUCUCAAUGCCACACUGUUGAAGCGGGAGGCAAACACAAAGUUGGACCCAACUUGCACGGUUUAUUCGGACGUAAAACCGGUCAAGCUGCUGGUUAUUCUUAUACCGAUGCCAAUAAACAAAAGGGUAUCACAUGGAAUGAAACCACAUUAUUCGAGUACUUAGAAAACCCCAAGAAAUAUAUACCUGGCACUAAAAUGGUGUUUGCCGGAAUUAAGAAAGUAGACGAAAGAAACAACGUUAUUGCUUAUUUGAAAAAAGCUACCGCGUAA